AUGGACGGUGCACCUUGGAACCGAGGAGUAUGGAAAAUAUUCGGUGUAAAUGAAGACACUGUUAGCUGUGAACACCCUUGUGACUGCUCACGACGGUUAUGGAUGAUUUCAGAUUUUAAUCAUUUAGUGAAAUGUUUUCGAACAUCUACUUUGGAUGAUAAGCUACAAGAGUUCAAGACCCCUUACGGAACUGUGAAAAAAAGACAUUGGGAAGCGGUAUUAGAGGAAGAGAAUUAUCGUCAGCCUAACUUAAAAAUCGCUUACAAGUUAACACCAGCGCAUUUGAAACCGAAAGGUUUUCAAGUAAUGAAUGUUCCUCUUGCAACUGAAGUGUUUGGUCACGAAAUUUCGGUCGCCAUGGCUCACUAUCAACCCUAUUGCGAGGAAUUGAAGGAUUCAACUGCAACACAAAAAUUUAUUGAUCUUGUAUUCAAUUUGAUACAAGCUAUGUCUUCGCGGAAGACCGUCAUAAAGAAAGACCGGCCGGACGGUGCCUUAAACCAGAAGUAG
Messenger RNA from Cydia fagiglandana, 510 nucleotides. RefSeq lists its product as uncharacterized. Bases 1 to 510 code for a protein of 169 amino acids. The record is from RefSeq and is a predicted model, not a curated record. The transcript is spliced from 4 exons. NCBI's taxonomy places the organism in Eukaryota, Metazoa, Arthropoda, Insecta, Lepidoptera, Tortricidae.